Molecule: messenger RNA, 1619 nt
Organism: Scatophagus argus
Lineage: Eukaryota; Metazoa; Chordata; Actinopteri; Scatophagidae
Product: amine sulfotransferase-like
Exons: 6
Coding region: 1-927 (308 amino acids)
Biological process (GO): sulfation
Cellular component (GO): cytoplasm
Molecular function (GO): sulfotransferase activity
Source: RefSeq, a predicted model, not a curated record
AUGGACUCUGUGGAGGCAGUGAUCAACCCCAAAUGGAGACCCAAGGACCUUGAUGCUAUUCCACAUGUUGAGAUCCGUCCUAGUGAUAUCUUCCUCAUCACUUACCCCAAGUCAGGCACAGUGUGGAUGCAGCAGAUUCUGGUGCAGAUCAUGGAGGCUGCACAACCUGAUUGGGUAGAAGAUGGCACCAAUAGGAUCCGAGUUCCUUGGCUGGAGGGGAGACUUUUAGAAGACCCUUUCCGAGAAAGACCAGAUCCUCGGAUCUUUUUGUCACAUCUUCCCAUUGGCAUGUUGCCCCUUGGCGUGAAAGAAAAAAAAAUCAAGGUAACCGUUUGUGCUAUUCAAUCACUGAUUCAAUCAUCCAUCUUUGGCCAUAUGCACAUACAGCACAUAUAUCUCUUUUUUCUUCAGGUUGUGUAUGUUUGGAGGAACCCCAAAGACGUCCUGGUGUCAUAUUACCACUUUGCUCACAGUUGGAUGUUUAUUGAAGCGCCUCAGAGCUUUGAGGAUCUCCUUCACCAGUUCCUAAAUGGUCACAGUUACAUGGGAUCAUGGUUUGAUCACAUGAGGGAAUAUUACGCAGCACGAGACCAACUGAACAUCCAUUUUGUGCAGUAUGAGAACAUGCUGAAGGACCUCAGAGGAGAAGUUGUGAAGAUUUGUGCUUUCCUGGGAAAAGACUUGACAGAUGAAGCCAUCGAUCAUGUUGUGGAGAUGUCCACAUUCAAAAACAUGAAGACCAACCCCAAAGCAAACUACAAGGACUUAGUUGAAGGCAUUCAAUAUAAGACAAACACCAUGCGCAAAGGUGUGGCAGGUGACUGGAAGAAUUUGUUCACUGUGGCCCAGAAUGAACGUUUUGACAAAGUGUUCAAGGAGAAGAUGAGUGACUUUCCUCUCACCUGCACCUGGGAGAUGACACAGUAGCUCCUCAACUCAGCCCUUAAGCCUCCCUCUACAUGAGCUCACAGUUAGUUAGAAAGUUUCAUUCUCAGUUUAGGUUGACUACGUGGUGUGUUCAAGAACAUUUGUGUUCAAUAAAUUUGUUUUAUCAGCUUGUUUUAACAGAAACAGUCUCUCUGCUCACAAGGCAUACAGUCAAUCAAAUCUUGUAGGUAAUUUCAGUUCUUGUUAUUUCAGGAAUAAUUUCCUUUAGUCAAACAAAGGCAAUAAUGAAAUUGUUUCUCGAGACAUUGAGAGGAUAUACAGACAGAUCAAAAUUCCUUGUUUCAUAGGUAGAUGUUCUUAUAAUUCUUUUAAAAUGAUGUAUUUCAAUGGAUUAUACAUGUUAUGUAUGCAGUUUUUAACUUUGUUAAGAUCCCCAUUUUUCUCUUUGUCUCAUUUUUACAUCUUAGUUUCCGUUAAUUUUCCGUCCUUAUUUUAAUGUCCACUCCAUAUAUUUUCUGUGUGAAGUAGAAGUUCAUGGUCAUAUUUUAAAUUGAGGUUCAGUUUUAGACAGGUUUAAGAGUCUACACACCAACAAGUCCUUUUUCAUUGCGAUGCUUUUCUUGUGCGAAGACUUAAAUUAAAAAAAGGAAAUAAAAUGCUUGUGAUGGGACACUGUGUAAAACAUAAAUAAAACAGAAUGUGACCAUUCAAUAAAAUCUGAUCAAAACUUA